AUGAGAGUGCUGCUGUUGACGAUUGGCAGCCGUGGUGAUGUGGAGCCAUUUUGUGCCAUUGCCAAGGAAUUAUUGCAGCAAGGCCAUCAAGUUGAUUUCUUCGUGGAGCCCAACUGGAAAUUCCUGAUCGAACCUCUGACUGUCACUCAAGAAUUUGGGAAUGUUGUUUCUGUUUCCGUGCAUGAACUCCCCUUUUCCAAUGCCAGCUUUUCCCCAAAUGGCGCCUCUUUGCAGUCCCUGGUCGACAUUCAAGCCAAUUACAUUUUGCCGUGCUUCCAAAGAGUCUGUCAAGUGGCCAAAGGCUGUCAGUGCCUGGUGGCCAACAGCAUUGCUUCUUACUUGAUGGUGCUAGUGGCAAUCGCUGAGAAUCUUCCCACCAUUCUGAUACAUUUGCAACCCUUGCUGCCAAACCAAGUAUUCCCGUCCUAUCGGAUCUCUCCUCCCAACUUUUGUCGAGCCAUCCAACAGUAUCACUCGAGUCUAAAAGAGGGCGCUCCCAUUCCGUAUCAACCAGACUAUCUCUUUGAAAUCAACCAGAACUUGUACUGCGCUCUCUUACAAAAUGGUCUCUUGGAAAAGUCAUGUGGCAUCCAACCACCAAUGAUGUCGUGGGAACAAAUGCUCCCAAUCCUCUCUGGUUGCCAUCCACAGUUCACUAUUGUCAAUGCUUACUCCAAUCAUCUCAUUCCCAUCAUGGAGGGAACACCUGCCGUUGGACCCUACGUCAAAGAUGUUGGACCUCUGGCAGAUGGAUACAUUUCAUCCAACCAAGAUGGACUGCCAGAUUCGGUACAGUCCUUCUUGAUGCGUAAUGACAACACGAAACCCAUUGCCAUUGGUUUUGGAUCCAUGCCUGUCCAACAACAACAACUGGAUGCUGUUUGGCAAGCCCUGCAAACCCUGCCUGAUAGUCAAAGAGUCAUUUUGAUUGGAAAGGCACUCACGCCACCAACACCCACACACAAUAAUCCACAACAAUGGCUACACGUCACUGCCAUUCCAUACCCUCUUCUUUUGCCACACUGCUCCAUGAUGAUCUGCCAUGGGGGAGCGGGGGUAUUGCAAGCGUGUCUUCGAGCAGGAAUCCCCAGUUUGGUCUGUCCUGUCAUGGGGGAUCAGUUUGCCUUGGCGGCGGUCGUACACACACUCCAGUAUGGACAAAAAGCGUGUCGUAGGUUUGCCGAACUCGAAGCAAAGGAUCUCAUUCGUGGCAUUCGAUACCUUCUACAAUCGACCCAGAUUUCCGAAAAUUGCCAGCAAGUGGCAAAACGAAUACUAGUAGAGCAACAAGAACAACAAGAGGUGCCAACAGGGCCUCGGAAACUGCUCUGCAUUAUGAAACUGGCGGUAGAGGCGCAUCACAGUGGUGAAUGA
Seminavis robusta is the source of this 1374-nucleotide messenger RNA. NCBI's taxonomy places the organism in Eukaryota, Bacillariophyta, Bacillariophyceae, Naviculales, Naviculaceae. The record is from the annotation of a GenBank genome assembly.